Molecule: messenger RNA, 3052 nt
Organism: Monopterus albus (swamp eel)
Lineage: Eukaryota; Metazoa; Chordata; Actinopteri; Synbranchiformes; Synbranchidae
Product: eukaryotic translation initiation factor 4E type 3-like
Exons: 8
Coding region: 547-1206 (219 amino acids)
Biological process (GO): translational initiation
Cellular component (GO): eukaryotic translation initiation factor 4F complex
Molecular function (GO): translation initiation factor activity; RNA 7-methylguanosine cap binding
Source: RefSeq, a predicted model, not a curated record
AAAAAAAAUGACUUAACAGCCUCCUGCAGCAAAAUCCCGCUUGUUGUUUAUAGCAUUGGAUAUACAGGUACAUGUCCCGAGAGCUUGCAAUAGGACACACAUCAACACGCAUAACUAACACUGCUGCUGACUUUUUGAUACCCUCUAAGCUUUUUUUUUCCUAUUAACUGAAUUCAGAGCUCUUUAAGUCCUUUCAAGACCUGCACAUACCCUGUCUAAUACCAAUUCAGGAAAGUUCAUAUAAAAGUUAGUAAGUUAAGUUAGCAUGGAUGCUGUGACGUUAACCAGCUAGCUGUUUACAUAACUGCAUCACCAUCAGUAAGGGAACACUUGAGCAGAAGUGUGAAAUACGACCAACUUCUAGCACUGGAUAACAUUAAACUAGCUACAAGUUACCGGACAGAAAACAAGAUCAGUAGCUAAGUGUCUCUUCUAAACACUAGUUGAUGUUGGUAAGCUAGCGUUAAGUUGCGAUAACAUACGUAACGCUCUAAGCAAACAUUACAUCUUUUGCUGAAGGCAACAAAACAAAGAGGUAACAUAACAAUGGCACUUCCAGUGGCUGCAUUACAACUGAGCACGUCAUCCAGCCCGGGUCUGUUGGAGCACAACAUGCACAUCAGCGACAGAGAUUUGGGGAGUAUUUCAAGUAACAAUGACAGUAUUAUUCUGCCCUUACAUUCGCCGUGGACUUUCUGGCUUGAUAGAUCUCUACCAGGAACAACAGCAGCCGAAUGUGAAUCAAACCUGAAGAAAAUCUACACUGUGGAGACUGUCCAGAACUUUUGGGGAGUUUACAACAACAUACCCAGUGUCUCCAGCUUGCCACUGAGAUGUAGCUAUCAUCUGAUGAGAGGAGAAAGGAAGCCACUCUGGGAAGAAGAGAGCAAUGCUAAAGGAGGUGUUUGGAAAAUGAAAGUGCCCAAAGAUUGCUCUUCUGAUGUGUGGAAGGAGUUGUUAUUGGCUACUAUUGGAGAACAGUUCAGUGAUUAUUGUGCCCCAGAAGAUGAAGUAGUCGGUGUCAGCAUCAGUGUAAGAGACAGAGAAGAUGUUGUUCAGGUCUGGAAUGGAAAUGCACCUUGUGCUAAUGAGUCAAAUGUCUUAGGAAGGAUCUAUGAGCUUCUUCCACAAGUACCCUUUAAAGCAGUGUUUUACAAACCACAUGAGGAGCAUCAUGCUUUUGAAGGGGGUCGAUCAAGACAUUAGCACAUUUUCUUUGCUUAUGAACGUUUCAGACUAUAUUUGGGCAAAUUUUGAUGUAGUCAAGCUAAGAGUGGUUUAAUGUAUAAUCUUAAUUACCUCAAAAAGCAGCCCAUGUUUUAUGAAACUCAGUUGAUGGAAUUUCCCAUCUUCUGAACAGCACUGCUGUCAUUCAUAACAGUAUCCAAAAUACGUUUAUUUUAGCCAAAUGAAAAAAACACUUGAGUUUUAUUCAUCAUUCACUGUUUGUAUGUUUUUAUACUGAAGAGUUUUGCAGAAACCUUAACAAAAUAGCAGAUUGUGCACAGUCAGAUUUUUUUUAGAUGUAUUACAGCAAGUUUGCAGUUUCCUGAGCACAGAUGAUGCUAGGCCUUUGAAUUAAAUCUCAUUCUUGGAUCUAGGAGGAAGCCUCAUGCCACAAAGUAAUCUGUUACCUUAACAAUACAUUACAAGGCUUUUCUAAUCAGCUCUUUUCUCUGUUUUGUAUGUUACAGCCAAAAUACUGUUGCCUAUACUGGAUAACAUAAAUAUAUAUAUUAUGCUGCAAUGCUAAUAUGAGCUGAAAAAUGCACUUUUUAAAUUUUCUUUUGUAUGAUAAUUGCAAUAGAAAUAUGUUGUUAAUGCAAUAAAAUCACUACAGUAUACAAUAUCCUGAAUAGAUGCUGAGAAAUAUAUGCAAUUAUCUCUGUUUUGUAGAAUUUGUGGCAAAUUUUCAGUGUUGUGGUUGUCAUUUUGUUUAAGCAUGUGUAUUAACCAAGCACUUUGUCUGUAUGUGUAAGAGAUCAGAUAGCCCCUCCAGGAUUUAUUUGGACUUGUGGUACCAAGUGAGACUAAAUGCACUUUGGUUUUAUGUCACCUUUUACGUUGUGUUUUUCUGCUUUUGUUUAUUCAUUUUGUUAUGGGUUUCUUUUUUCUGUGUUCAACUAACAGAGAAGUGUGGGUGACAGUGUUGGAAAUAUGUUUUUGUGUAUUCAUAUGACCUGUGUUAAAAGUGAAUUUGUUAAAACUGACUCUUUGUAGAGUAGACAAUACUGGCCUGAGGGAAAAAUGAACAUAAUACACAGAAAUCUGUCACAGGGCCACAAAAAAGAAAUGUGUUGCUCUAUCAAGCAAUUUAAACAUACAGUGUUUGUAUAAAUCACAGCAGCUCUCAAAUCUAUAGCUUUAAAUAUUUAUUGUAGUCUUCUGUGUAAUAGGUUGUAUUUGUAUUAUUGAAAAGUUGAAUUUUUGCAAGUUGAAGUAUUAUACUGUACAUCCCACCAAAGGAGCCUUUUCUGGGUGUUUAUGUAUGAAACAGUAGAUGAGGGAGGGAAUAAGACUGAAACAGUAGAUGAGGGAGGGAAUAAGACUAUUUGGUACUGCACAGAGCAGAGCAGAUUUUCUGGAGUCCAAGUAUUAUAAUACUAAGACUUUUGAGGUAAUGUCUCCAGAGCAGAGUAUCCAUCCCUUGAAACCCACUGACAGAUUUAUCAAUGUGAUCAAAUAAGUUAAGUAUUAAUAAUGCUGGUGUCUUGGCCACUUUAUUUUCCCUGUAUUGUUUUGUUAAUUAUAAUAAUAGUAACAUUAAAAGCACAUAUUCUAGGAGAAGAGAACACCAAUACUGUAAUGCCUUCAGAUGCACAGUUGAUCACUCACUUCAGACCUUAGACCUUCUAAAUAAUUGCUGAUGUUGGAUGAUGCCUUGUGUUUACCAGCAGUAUAAAAUAGGCGCUGGUCCACAUGUGAGGGUUCAAAUACAGUUGACCACUCUCACCGAUACCAGACCCCAACAACUCAGUCAUUAGAGGACAUUGUUGGCCACCAAAGGACUGGAACCGCAGUGAAUCAGUCGUUAGGGGACAUUGUUGGCCUU